Diversispora eburnea is the source of this 212-nucleotide messenger RNA. Lineage: Eukaryota; Fungi; Glomeromycota; Glomeromycetes; Diversisporales; Diversisporaceae. The record is from the annotation of a GenBank genome assembly.
AUUCUGAUCUACCUCCACUUAUUCUGAAUCCAUUAAGGGUAUCUCGAGGCAUUAUCUUUACCGGUGGACCUAAUAGAAUAGUUUUAACCGAUACAUUUGUAACAGAUCUUAUUUCUGCAAUUAGAGUAUCAUCAGAAUUGACUGAUUCAGAACGGAGUAAUUUAUUAAAUAGUCUUAUUCGAGCUACUCAUCAUUUAUGGCAAGGGCUUUAG